This is a messenger RNA of Mercurialis annua (annual mercury), 1296 nucleotides long. RefSeq lists its product as uncharacterized. The transcript has a single exon. NCBI's taxonomy places the organism in Eukaryota, Viridiplantae, Streptophyta, Magnoliopsida, Malpighiales, Euphorbiaceae. The coding region runs from base 1 to 1296 and encodes 431 amino acids. The record is from RefSeq and is a predicted model, not a curated record.
AUGGAGGAUGGUCUGGUGGAAGCGUGCGCCCAACUGAGUUUGACGGAGGAGGAGCAAACUGCAGUUAACCUUGAGGAUGUGGUGGAUGAGGUGGUUGAAGAAAAGUCAGAACUCAGCGUUGUGGGGAGGUUGCUGACAAAAAAACCCUACAGUCUAAACCAUAUGAAAAAUGCCCUAGCCAGCGCUUGGCGACUUGCGAAAGGCUUUAAUAUCAGAGAUGUGGGAGACAAUCUUUUUAUUUGUGAGUUUUUUUCUAAGAUUGAUAGAACGAGAAUACUCCGAGAGGGACCGUGGCACUUCGACAAACAAUUAAUAUUGCUAGAACCAGUUAAAGGCAAUAUGCAACCUAAUAAUCUUCUAUUAAUUAGGUGUCCGAUCUGGGUUCGAAUUUAUGACUUACCUCUAAACUUUCGUGGGAAGGCAGCGGUGGAGAAAAUUGGAUCGAAAAUCGGCAGAGUGGAGGAGAGGGAUGAUGAUAACGGGGGAGAUUGGAGUAGAUAUAGCAGAAUUAGGGUGGUGAUAGAUACUAAUAAGCCUCUCAUGAGAGGUAUGACUGCUAUAAACCCGCUAGGCGAGAAAGUUUGGAUAUCAUUCAAAUACGAGCGUAUCCAUAACUACUGCUAUUGGUGUGGGAUGAUGGAUCAUGUAGAGGCUGAAUGUGAAACAAAGCCGGAGCAAACAGAAGUGUCGGAAUGGCCCUAUGGCCCUAUUCUUCGUGCCACACCUCGAAGGAGGAAGUUGAUGGGGAGUCGAAUGUAUAUGGGAACGGGAGGGAGGAGUUGGGAGGCUCAACCGAGGUAUACGUCAUCUAAUGACAAUUUGAGGAACACCGUAAGAAGAAAUCUGUUUGGGGAGGAUGAUGGAAGAGAUGGAGUAGAUGAAGCUGGUGACAGUGACGUGCAAUUGCAUGGAGCUCUAGCUGUUAAUGAACACCAUGCAGGUGACGAGGUAGAUGAGGAAGUUAUUGAGGGCUUGGUGGAAGUUAAUGUGAGUGUGGGACAGAUGGAUGGGUUGGGUAAACAAGAAAGUGGGAAAAUGAAAACAACAAACUUGGCAAAGGGUAGCAGCAGUAAGAAGAAAACGUGGAAUAGAAAUAGUUUUACCAGAAAGGGAGAGAAGGGGAGUGCUAGUGGUACAUCGUUGGUAAUUUCUUCCAAGCGGAAUUAUUCAACAAUCCAGGAGAAUCUAGAGCUGAAUAAUCUUUUCUCAAAAAGAAGUAGAGAUGGGUUAUCGGCCAAGUUUGGAAACAUCGAGAUAUCGGCGGAGGCUGCGGAGCAGUCUCGCCGGACGCAAUGA